AUGUUAAAACAAAAAAAUAAUAAUAGUAUAUUAAAUAAAAUUUUUAUAAAAAAAAUAUUUAAAUUUAUUAAAUAUUUUAGUAUAUUUUAUUAUAAUAUAUAUAUAUGGAUAUAUAUAAUUAUUUUAAUAUAUAUUUUUAUUAAUAAAAAUAAAUAUUAUAAAAUAAUUAUAUAUAAUAAAUAUAAAUAUUUAAUAAAUUUUUUAUUUAUAAUAUUAUUAUUAAAUAAAUGUCAAAAAUCAGAUUUGAACUGA
Molecule: messenger RNA, 252 nt
Organism: Plasmodium knowlesi strain H
Lineage: Eukaryota; Apicomplexa; Aconoidasida; Haemosporida; Plasmodiidae
Source: the annotation of a RefSeq genome assembly